Balaenoptera musculus (blue whale) is the source of this 1735-nucleotide messenger RNA. RefSeq names its product ectodysplasin A (gene EDA). Gene Ontology annotation, molecular function: death receptor binding; death receptor agonist activity; tumor necrosis factor receptor binding. Gene Ontology annotation, cellular component: membrane. The coding region runs from base 198 to 1373 and encodes 391 amino acids. The record is from RefSeq and is a predicted model, not a curated record. Gene Ontology annotation, biological process: immune response; animal organ development. The transcript is spliced from 8 exons. NCBI's taxonomy places the organism in Eukaryota, Metazoa, Chordata, Mammalia, Artiodactyla, Balaenopteridae.
CUCCCUUUUCCACCCCUCGGAGUGGAGCUGCACUUGCGGCUGCUCCCUGCUCGGUCCCACCCAGCCUCCGUCGCGCAGGAACGGGUCCCUGCAGCCCCCAGCCGAUGGCAGGACAGUAGCCGCCUGUCAGGGGUCGCGAAGGGCUGAGGCAGACGCGGCGGCUCCCGGGCCUCAGAGAGUGGGUGUCUCCGGAGGCCAUGGGCUACCCCGAGGUGGAGCGCAGGGAACUCCAGCCCGCGGCAGCGCCGCGGGAGCGCGGGAGCCAGGGCUGCGGCUGUCGCGGGGCCCCUGCCCGGGCUGGCGAAGGGAACAGCUGCCGGCUCUUCCUGGGUUUUUUUGGCCUCUCGCUGGCCCUCCACCUGCUGACGUUGUGCUGCUACCUAGAGUUGCGCUCCGAGUUGCGGCGGGAGCGGGGAGCCGAGUCCCGCCUCGGCGGUCCCGGUAACCUCGGCACCUCGGGCACCCUGAGCAGCCCCGGUGGCCUUGACCCCGACGGUCCCAUCACCCGCCACUUCGGGCAGCCAUCCCCGCAGCAGCAGCUGCUGGAACGGGGAGAAGCUACGCUCCCCCCAGACGCCCAGGACGGGCACCAGACGGCCCUUCUGAAUUUCUUCAUCCCUGAAGAAAAGUCAUACUCUGAAGAGGAGAGUAGGCAUGUUCGCCGCAAUAAAAGAAGCAAAAGCAGUGAAGGAGCAGAUGGUCCAGUUAAAAACAAGAAAAAGGGAAAGAAAGCAGGACCUCCUGGGCCCAAUGGCCCCCCAGGACCUCCAGGACCUCCAGGACCCCAAGGACCCCCGGGGAUUCCAGGGAUUCCUGGAAUUCCAGGAACAACUGUUAUGGGACCACCUGGCCCUCCAGGUCCUCCUGGUCCUCAAGGACCCCCUGGUCUCCAGGGACCUUCUGGUGCUGCUGAUAAAGCUGGAACUCGAGAAAACCAGCCAGCCGUGGUGCAUCUGCAGGGCCAAGGGUCAGCAAUCCAAGUCAAAAAUGAUCUUUCAGGUGGAGUGCUCAAUGAUUGGUCUCGCAUCACCAUGAAUCCCAAGGUGUUUAAGCUACACCCCCGCAGUGGGGAGUUGGAGGUACUGGUGGACGGCACCUACUUCAUCUAUAGUCAGGUAGAAGUAUACUACAUCAACUUCACUGACUUUGCCAGCUACGAGGUGGUGGUGGAUGAGAAGCCCUUCCUGCAGUGCACCCGCAGCAUCGAGACAGGCAAAACCAACUACAACACUUGUUACACGGCGGGCGUCUGCCUUCUCAAAGCGCGGCAGAAGAUCGCCGUGAAGAUGGUGCACGCCGACAUCUCCAUCAACAUGAGCAAGCACACCACCUUCUUCGGGGCCAUCAGGCUGGGCGAGGCCCCUGCAUCCUAGAUUCCGCCCCCUCCCCAAUCCCGUUUUGACCCUGCCCACGCUCCUACCCCAGGGUAGGGAGCCGGGACUUCCAAAACCUCUAAGUGCUGCUGUGGAGUGAGGUGUGUGGGUGUCGCAGCCGCAGAGAAAAAUGCCCCAGUGCUAUUUAUUCCCCGGUGACUCCAGGAUGACAAGGCCUGCUUGACUUUCCAGAAUGACCUUGAGUGAACAGGACAUGAAGCAGAACCUUCCUCCUUGGCUCCGUGUUGACUGCUUCUGGCAUGACUCUUCAACCUCGAGGUCCCGGGUGUCAUUUUGUUGCACUAAAGUGAGGGGCUCAGGCAGCAGGCGAGAAUUAGCAAAGGUGUAGCCCAGACUGUGGG